This is a messenger RNA of Ilex paraguariensis (yerba mate), 2430 nucleotides long. NCBI's taxonomy places the organism in Eukaryota, Viridiplantae, Streptophyta, Magnoliopsida, Aquifoliales, Aquifoliaceae. The record is from the annotation of a GenBank genome assembly.
AUGGCUUCCAAGAACCAGAACAAGCCUCCCUUACCCAACGCUGCCACACCUUCAAGCCCUUCAAAUACCAAGUAUAGUGUAGAUGAGGUUUCCGUAGAUAAGAGGCGAAAGAUCGGGGUUGGAAAAAUGGUGGGUUCAACCAACACUUCCAGAACCCGGCAAGCGUUUACAGUUGUGAAUGGGGGUCAAGAUCUGGCUGCAGUAGUAAGGCCAGCUAGCAAUGCGGGCUCGGAUUGUGGCUCAUUGGAGUUUACCAAAGAGGAUGUUGAGGCCUUACUGAGUGAAAAGAUGAAAACGAAGAAUAAAUACAACAUUAAGGAAAAAUGUGACCUUAUGACGGAGUAUAUAAAGAAACUCAGGCAAUGUAUUAGAUGGUUUCAAGAGAAUGAAGGAAAUUUCCUCUCAGAACAAGAGAAGCUUAAGAAUAUGUUGGAUUCAGCGGAAAAGAAAUGCACUGACAUCGAGGUUCUAAUGAAAGCAAAGGAAGAGGAAUUGAAUUCAAUUGUUAUGGAGUUGAGAAAAAAAUGUUCCUCUUUACAAGAAAAAUUUGCGAAGGAAGAGACAGAUAAGCUGGCUGCAUUAGAUAAUUUUUCAAGAGAGAAAGAGGCUAGAGUUGCUACAGAGAGGCUGCAGGCUUCCCUUUCAGAUGAGCUCGGGAGAGCUCAACUAGAAAACUCAAGUGCUAAUCAGAAGAUUCAAUCGCUCAAUGACAUGUACAAACGAUUGCAAGAGUACAACACGAGUUUGCAGCAGUACAACAGCAAACUUCAGUCGGAGCUUGCUACAGCCAAUGAGGCCCUUAAGCGUGUGGAGAAAGAGAAAGCUGCUGUCGUGGAGAACCUUAGCGCUCUACGGGGUCAUUAUACUUCCCUGCAGGAUCAGCAUGCUUCUUGUAGAGUUUCCCAAGAUGAGGCCAUGAAACAAAAAGAACUUCUAGUAAAUGAAGUUGGAUGCCUGAGGGGUGAAUUACAACAAGUAAGAGAUGAUCGUGACCGUCAAUUGUCACAAGUCCAGGCUUUGACUGCUGAAGCUGUAAAAUUUAAGGAGUGGACUGAAAAAUCAUGUGCUGAGUUGGAUAGCCAGACUUUAAAGUCAUAUGAGCUGGAGGUAAAAUGUUUCUCACAAAGUGAACAUAUAAGGAAACUGCAGGAACAUCUUGCUGCCGCAGAAAAGAAAGUGCAGAUGUCCGAUUUAUCCACGCUGGAGACAAGAACAGAAUUUGAAGAGCAAAAAGAACUCACGUUUGAGUUACAAAGCCGUCUUGCAGAAGCAGAACAGAAAAUUAUAGAAGGAGAGAAACUCCGCAAAAAGUUACAUAAUACUAUACUGGAACUAAAAGGGAACAUCCGGGUUUUCUGCAGAGUGCGACCUCUGUUGUCUGAUGAAGGUUCUCUCACAGAGACAAAGGUUGUCUCCUACCCGACAACAACUGAAGCACUUGGACGGGGCAUUGACUUGAUGCAAAAUGGCCAAAAACAUUGCUUCACGUUUGACAAAGUAUUUUUGCCCGAUGCUGCACAAGCAGAUGUUUUUGUAGAAAUAUCACAGCUUGUACAGAGUGCUCUGGAUGGUUAUAAGGUUUGCAUUUUUGCUUAUGGUCAAACUGGUUCGGGUAAAACCUAUACAAUGAUGGGCAAGCCAGGAAGUCCUGAUAAGAAAGGGCUGAUACCACGCUCAUUAGAACAGAUAUUUGAGACUAGACAAGCUCUUCAACCCCAAGGAUGGAAAUAUGAAAUGCAGGUGUCCAUGUUGGAAAUAUACAAUGAGAAUAUACGUGAUCUGUUAUCAGCAAAUUUUUCAAAGACAGAGAGUGCUAAUGGUGGAAAGCAGUAUACUAUAAAACAUGAUGCAAGUGGCAACACUCAUGUGUCUGAUCUAACCAUUAUAGAUGUUUGCAGUAGCAAGGAGGUUUCAUAUCUUUUAGAUCGUGCUGCACAAAGCAGGUCUGUAGGCAAGACCCAAAUGAAUGAAGAGUCUUCCAGAAGUCACUUUGUCUUCACAAUGCGAAUAUCUGGUGUUAAUGAGAGCACCGAUCAGCAAGUACUAGGUGUCCUGAAUCUUAUUGACCUUGCUGGAAGUGAACGCCUCUCCAAAAGUGGAUCUACUGGAGACCGGCUAAAAGAAACUCAAGCCAUCAACAAGAGUUUAUCCUCUUUAAGUGAUGUUAUAUUUUCCUUGGCAAAGAAGGAGGAGCAUGUACCAUUUAGGAACUCAAAGCUUACUUAUCUUCUCCAGGAUUGGCUUAAUCAGCCUUGCCUAGGUGGGGACUCGAAGACUUUGAUGUUCGUGAAUCUUUCCCCAGAUCCUACUUCUGUUGGCGAGUCUCUUUGCUCACUUCGGUUUGCAGCAAGGGUUAAUGCUUGUGAGAUUGGGGUUCCCCGGCGUCAAACCAGUAUGCGGUCUUCAGAUUCUCGGUUGAGCAUAGGCUGA